Molecule: messenger RNA, 1081 nt
Organism: Chelmon rostratus (copperband butterflyfish)
Lineage: Eukaryota; Metazoa; Chordata; Actinopteri; Chaetodontiformes; Chaetodontidae
Gene: psme1
Product: proteasome activator subunit 1
Exons: 11
Coding region: 169-921 (250 amino acids)
Biological process (GO): regulation of G1/S transition of mitotic cell cycle; positive regulation of endopeptidase activity; regulation of proteasomal protein catabolic process
Cellular component (GO): proteasome activator complex; nucleoplasm; cytoplasm
Molecular function (GO): endopeptidase activator activity
Source: RefSeq, a predicted model, not a curated record
UAAGAUUUACUUUCGUUUUCACUUUUUGUGCUGAGUAACUGUAUCUCUGCGUUGAGUCGCGGUAUUGAAUUACACAGUUUACGAGCUAAUUAUUCUUUCUGACCGCUUUGCUUAAGUUUUUACGCUUCUAUAAACUCCAUCAAGUCACUUUUCAUCCGCAGGGACGACAUGGCUUCUCUGGAUAUUCGCGUCGAGUCGAAGAAACAGGUGGAUGACUUCUGCCAAAAGCUCACCAAGGAGGCAGAAGAACUGGUCACAAAAUUCUUCCCUCAGAAGAUUGAAGAGCUGCAGAUGCUGUUGAAGACGUCUUUCAGCUGCGAUGACCUGGCAUCCUUGAAGGCUCCUCUGGACAUCCCGAUACCAGACCCGGCUAAAGAGGAGGCCAAACGCAAGAGGAAAGAGGAGAAGGAGGCGAAGGAGGGGAAGAAAGACAAGGACAGCGAUAAAGAGGAGGAAGAUUCAGGGCCUCCCUGUGGUCCGAUCUGCAGCAACGAGCGAGUGGAGAGCCUCCUGCAGGAGGUCAAGCCUCAGAUCCAGACACUGAAGGAGAAGCUCAACACGGUGUCAAUGUGGGUGCAACUCCAAAUCCCUAAAAUUGAAGAUGGCAACAACUUUGGAGUGGCUGUACAGGAGAAAGUGUUCGAGCUGCUGACCAACACCCGCACCAAGAUCGAGGGAUUUCAAACCCAGAUUUCAAAAUAUUACAGCGAGAGAGGUGAUGCUGUGGCCAAAGCCUCCAAACAAUCCCAUGUGGGAGACUACAGACAGCUGGUACAUGAGCUGGACCAGUAUCAGUACUGCGAGCUCCGCCUUGUGGUUCUGGACAUCCGCAACACAUACGCGGUGCUGUUUGACAUCAUUAACAAGAACUAUGACAAGAUUAAGAAACCCAGAGGAGACGGCAAAGCUCUCAUCUACUGAGACUCACUCCAGCACACUCGCAGGCUUUCCAACAAGAUACAACCAGUGUAGUGUGACACUCUUAUCAAGUAACAAUACACCUGCCCUGACAGAAAUGCCUCCUUUUUCUUACUGUGCAUUCAUUUUCGUUCAGAUUACAAAAUAAAGCAACAUGAUUCUG